AUGGCGCUUUGGGUCGCCUCAAUGGCGACAUCUCCACUCCCGGCACUGAGCUGGAACGGCCACCUUGGUGGACUUCCUGCUCUCAGCUACUCUGCCCCUGUAACCUCGGUGAUGAAUCGACGUGAUCAUAAUCACACCUCUCACCAAGAUCCAACGUCACUCAAGCAGCGACUAACGAACAAGAUCACUUUCGCUCGGUAA
This is a messenger RNA of Parastagonospora nodorum SN15, 201 nucleotides long. RefSeq lists its product as hypothetical. The record is from RefSeq and is a predicted model, not a curated record. The coding region runs from base 1 to 201 and encodes 66 amino acids. NCBI's taxonomy places the organism in Eukaryota, Fungi, Ascomycota, Dothideomycetes, Pleosporales, Phaeosphaeriaceae. The transcript has 2 exons.